Nymphaea colorata (pocket water lily) is the source of this 869-nucleotide messenger RNA. RefSeq names its product SUMO-conjugating enzyme SCE1-like. The coding region runs from base 87 to 569 and encodes 160 amino acids. Gene Ontology annotation, cellular component: nucleus. The transcript is spliced from 5 exons. Lineage: Eukaryota; Viridiplantae; Streptophyta; Magnoliopsida; Nymphaeales; Nymphaeaceae. Gene Ontology annotation, biological process: protein sumoylation. The record is from RefSeq and is a predicted model, not a curated record. Gene Ontology annotation, molecular function: SUMO conjugating enzyme activity.
AGAAGAGAUUUAAAGAAGUGGGGCGUCUGUUACCUCAUUCUCUCGUCUUCUUUUCCUGUUCUUUGGAUUUGAAGAGCAGCGAGGAAAUGUCAGGGGGUAUAGCUCGUGGCCGACUCGCCGAGGAGCGGAAAGCAUGGCGUAAGAAUCACCCUCACGGCUUUGUGGCGAGGCCAGAGACGCAACCAGAUGGCACCGUGAAUCUGAUGGUGUGGCACUGUACCAUCCCUGGAAAAGUGGGGACUGACUGGGAGGGGGGAUACUUCCCUAUCACGCUCAACUUUAGUGAAGACUAUCCAAGCAAACCGCCUAAAUGCAAGUUUCCUCAAGGUUUCUUCCAUCCCAAUGUGUACCCUUCUGGAACUGUAUGCCUCUCCAUCCUCAACGAGGACAGUGGGUGGAGGCCGGCCAUCACAGUCAGCCAAAUACUUGUUGGCAUACAAGAUUUACUUGAUCAGCCAAAUCCAUCUGAUCCUGCUCAGACAGAAGGCUACCAUCUUUUCAUUCAGAAUCUGGCAGAAUACAAAAAACGAGUUAAGCAGCAGACCAAGCAAUACCCACCUCUCAUAUAGCCACAUUGAUGAAUCUUUUGCCACUUUUAUUGCUCUCGGCAUAAACAUCAGCUAAAUAAUUUAGUGUUGCAAACAGUAGCUUAUUUUCAUGGUAAUUUCUCCUUGCUUUGAGGUGGACCUGCUCUCGUAAAAUCCGAGCAGGUACUCUUAUCAAAGUUAACCUGAUGAUUUAUGUGAUGUCUCAAUAUUGUCCCCAGCCUCAUUUCCAUGUAUGAUUUCUGUGAUAGAGAGCCACUUCUGUGUACAUUAAUAGUUGAGUUAAUGCCUGUCGCUAGGUUUGCUUGUUUGCCUUUUAGUCCA